GAGAAAGGCAUGUUACCCAGAACGCGCAGCUCAUCACUGAGAACGCGCAUCCGCCCCUGAAGUUUGCGCCUCUGUGUCCGAGCAGGUGGAACAGCGCCUGGAUUAAAGACCGGACAUCAAAACUUAAAUCUUAAAAAGAUGUGGAAAUCAGUGGUGGGGCACAAUGUGUCCAUGAAGGUGGCAUCAGAGGGAGAUGACUGGGAGACGGAUCCGGAUUUUGAGAAUGAUGUAUCUGAGCAGGAGCAGAGAUGGGGUGCCAAGACUAUAGAAGGCUCUGGUCGGAAAGAACACAUCAGUGUGGCAGAGCUGAGACAGAACGUGUCUCGGGAGCAUGAGGUAGUGAAGAAGAAGGAACUGGAACAGGGUCCGAAAGCCUCGUACGGCUAUGGAGGCAAAUUUGGAGUGGAGAACGACCGCAUGGACAAGGUGGCAGUGGGGCACGGCUAUGUGGCAGAGGUGGAGCAGCACUCUUCCCAGACUGACGCAGCACGUGGAUUUGGCGGGAAGUUUGGAGUGCAGAAGGAGCGGGUGGAUAAGUCAGCCAUGGGUUAUGACUACAAGGCUGAGGUGAAGGAACAUGCGUCACAAAAAGACUAUGCCAAGGGCUUUGGAGGAAAGUAUGGUGUUGAGAAAGAGAAGAUGGACAGAGCUGCAAUGGGUUACGAAUAUAAAGGAGAGACAGAGAAACACCAGUCCCAGAAAGAUUACUCCAAGGGCUUCGGAGGAAAGUAUGGCGUGGAGAAAGAGAAAGUGGACAAAGCUGCUUUGGGUUACGAUUACAAAGCAGAGACAGAGAAACACCAGUCUCAGAAAGAUUACUCCAAGGGAUUUGGUGGCAAGUAUGGAGUGGAGAAAGAGAAGGUCGACAAAGCAGCUUUGGGUUACGACUACAAGUCACAGACAGAAAUGCACCAGUCUCAGAAAGAUUAUGCCAAAGGCUUUGGAGGUCGUUACGGUGUGGAAACAGAUCGUAUGGACAAGAGUGCAUCCACUUUCACUGAUAUGGAAUCUCCAACUUCGGCCUACGAGAAGACACAGCCACUGGAGGCCUCCACAUCCAGUGCUGGAGCAGGGAACCUGAAGGCCCGUUUUGAGAACAUGGCGCGUGCGUCGGACGAGGAGAACCGUAAGAAGGCAGAGGAGGAGAGGACCAGGAGACAGGCUAGAGAGAAGAGGGAGCGGGAGGAGGCCAUGCGCAGACAACAGGAACAGAUGAGUAGGGAAGAGCCAGAGCCAGAGCCAGAGCCAGAGCCAGAGGAACAGAGGCCCCCGUCCCUCCCUCAGGGCAGGAAACCCCCUCAGGUGACCAGGGAUCUGCCAGCACCUCCUCAGGUGACCAGAGAUAUGCCUGCACCCCCUCAGGUGACCAGGGAUCUGCCUGCACCCCCACAGGUGACCAGGGAUCUGCCUGCACCCCCACAGGUGACCAGGGAUCUGCCUGCACCUCCUCAGGUGACCAGGGAUCUGCCUGCACCCCCACAGGUGACCAGGGCUUUGCCUGAAACCCCCAGAGAUGAGCCUGAACCAGUGGAACAAGAAGAGGAGCCGGAGUACGAGGAGCCUCCAUGUCUGCCCCCUCGUCCGGUGGACCUGUUAGAGGAGCCAGAACCAGAGCCAGAGCCAGAACCGGAGGAGGAUGACGCCGAGUAUGAGGAUAUCGGGGUUCCCCAGGCUCCAGUUGAUGACAAUGAAUAUGAAGAACUGCCUACUGCUGGAGCAACAGCCGUUGCCCUUUAUGAUUAUCAAGGCCAGGACGACGACGAGAUUUCAUUCGAUCCAGACGAUAUCAUCACAAACAUUGAGAUGGUGGAUGAAUCUUGGUGGAAAGGCACCUGCAAUGGCCGCACGGGCCUCUUCCCAGCCUCCUAUGUGCAGACACAAUGAACUCUACCCUGCCUGCGCCUUCAGGAUAACAUCAGCAUUAAAGAUUAAUGCUUUUACCUUUCUAGAUGCUAGAGUGCAAGAAUAGAAGCCAAACUGGGCCAUUCAUGUUUUACACUGCAGAGGUCAGGUAAAUGUUAUCGACUGGUGAGGACCAAAACAGUUUUUUUGUGUCAAGAUGUUUGUUUUUGCAGUCUACCCAAUGUUACAUGAUCUCUGUACACUUUCAAUAUAUUGGUCCUCAGAUGACGAUACAACUCAAUUUAAAACUUCAUGUAAAUAAGAAUUACACACUGUUUGAAAUCCUUACUUUCAACUAUGGAUAAAA
Sardina pilchardus (European sardine) is the source of this 2209-nucleotide messenger RNA. RefSeq names its product hematopoietic cell-specific Lyn substrate 1 (gene hcls1). NCBI's taxonomy places the organism in Eukaryota, Metazoa, Chordata, Actinopteri, Clupeiformes, Clupeidae. Gene Ontology annotation, biological process: regulation of actin filament polymerization. Bases 139 to 1884 code for a protein of 581 amino acids. Gene Ontology annotation, molecular function: actin filament binding. The record is from RefSeq and is a predicted model, not a curated record. Gene Ontology annotation, cellular component: plasma membrane; cortical actin cytoskeleton; actin filament. The transcript is spliced from 16 exons.